UUAAGAUUGAUGGCUGUAUGUGUUAUGAUGAGUAUUAAGAGGUCCUAUUUCUCUCACAUUUGUCGAAAUUCACGACCAUAUCUCUUGCAACAUGUUGGGAAAUGCAUCCAUACAUCCAAAACGCCAUUAGUUUCUUGCUAUGAAAAACGGAGGCAUCCCCGAGGUAAAAGUCGGCACUAAUGAAUGGCAUCUAACAAGUCAAAGUGAGACAGAGAGAGGGUAGGCCUUGUCUUGAGAGAUUUCUGCUCCUCUAGCAUAGGGAGCGUGAUGUCAGCGGUGGCAGUACUGUUGUAAUUGACUUGGUGGGGGUGAUGGCGUCAUUUUAUGCCCUGGUGUAGCCUCCUGCUCGAAUAGCGAAGGGGAGACGGAUCUUUAGCCGACGCGACCGUGGCUCCCUUGGCCGGGAUCGAGCACCGCCGAGCCGGACACUACACGCCUGGAAACAUGGAGGCUGUGGCCGAGGAGCUGCGGGCCGGCUCUCGGGUACCUGUCACUAUCGAUCAAAUAGUUAACGAUACACUGGUGGUGACGCUGACCUACCGAGAAAGAAGCUAUACGGGGAUAUUACUUGAUUGCGACAAAAAGACUGGGCUAUUCUGUCUACCAGAUAUCACAGCAAAACCUGGGGACAACCCGAUAUCUACACGGGCUUGUGAAGUCCCGAAAGUUCUGAAUGAGGAGCCGGUUUCCAAAUCUCCCAGCCAGGCUUCGUAUAGACCAAAGGAUGAAAACACUCUCCCAGAAAUCAGCAUACCUACUGCCCCUCUCCCCUGCCCUGUACCCACACCAGUGCCAGCUGGACAGACUCCUUUCCCUCCUUAUUUUGAAGGAGCCCCCUUCCCCCAGCCCUUAUGGGUGCGCCACAGCUACAGCCAAUGGGUACCUCAGCCCCCUCCGCGACCAAUCAAAAGAAAGAAGAGGCGGUCACGGGAGCCGGGCCGCAUGACCAUGAGUACUAUCCGUCUGCGGCCGCGGCAGGUACUGUGUGAAAAGUGCAAGAACACACUGAAUAGUGACGAGGACAGCAAAGAUGGCAUGAGCAAUACUAAGACUUCACGAAAAGAGAACGCACUACAGAGCGACGACGACGGCGACGACAAGGAUACCCCCUCGAAGCUGUCGAGAAAAUUGGAUGUAGUUGCGACCAAGGACACUAAGAGACGUGAAAACGGCACCAGCCUUGACAGCAAGCGCCUCAGGAAGGACAAAAGGGGGGAAGCCGAAGGGGAAAAGUUUCCCGGGACAGACGUUAUCCCCCACAGUCCGGUCAUAAAGAUCUCCUACAGCACUCCACAGGGCAAGGGGGAGGUCAUGAAGAUCCCCGCGAGAGUCCACGGUUCGGUCAAGCCAUUCUGCCCCAAACAACUGGUGCAGAAUGGUGUGGGAGAAAAUGGCAAGACGCCUUCUGAUCCCACCAAGGAGCAGCGGCACAUUUUAGAUGCCACCAGGUCCGGCCUCACUGUUUCCAUUCCCAAACUCAAACUAACCCGGCCUUUUACGACCGUGGGUCAGGACCUACCCUCUCCAAAGAUCCACUUGAGACCCCCUCAGAGGGAGGGCGAGGGGAGUGUGGUCGAGUACGAGGCAGAACUCGUAGGAGGCGCCAGGAGACGAAGCCCCAGGGUUCCCGGUCCCUGCCUCCCCCACUCUGAAGACUCGGGGGAAGGUAAAAACUCCCUGGAGCUGUGGUCGGGGAGUUCGGGAGAGGAGGCGGAGCGCGGCCACAGCGACCUCACCCUUCUCAUCAAUUUCCGUAAGCGCAAAGCGGACUCUUCGAGCCUGUCGGUCUGCAGCAGCGACAGUCUCGACGAGUCCAAGUCCUUCAGCUCCGACGGCACCUCACCAGAGCUGUGCGAUCUGGCCCCGGGGGAAGACCUGUCCGUAACCUCAUCUUCUGUACCCUCGCGGGAAGACUGCAAGACAGUGCCGCCGCUUACGGUGCGGCUUCACACCCGCAGCAUGACAAAGUGCGUGACCGAAGAGGGUCACGCCGUGGCGGUGGGCGACAUCGUGUGGGGGAAGAUUCACGGCUUCCCCUGGUGGCCCGCACGCGUCCUCAGCAUCAGCGGCACCCGCAAACGGGAGACGGCCAGUUGCGAGGCCCAGUGGCCCCAGGCAAAGGUGGCGUGGUUUGGCUCGCCCACCACUUCCCAGCUCUCCGUUGCCAAACUGUCGCCCUUCAGGGAGCUCUUCAGGUCCCGCUUCAACCGCAAGAAGAAAGGGAUGUACCGGAGAGCCAUCCUGGAGGCAGCCAAGGCCGUGGGCCACAUGGGCCCGGAGAUUACAUCGCUGCUUUCCCACGUUGACACGUAGGCUGAGGACUGAAGAGAGCUCUCCGAGGUUUUUCUGAAUUCUCAGACUGUGUCAUCAAGUCCCAGGAGGGAGUACGUGCGGUUGCCACGGCUACUAUUUAUACGCCGUUAAAUUUUU
Molecule: messenger RNA, 2430 nt
Organism: Perca flavescens (yellow perch)
Lineage: Eukaryota; Metazoa; Chordata; Actinopteri; Perciformes; Percidae
Gene: pwwp2b
Product: PWWP domain containing 2B
Exons: 3
Coding region: 445-2313 (622 amino acids)
Cellular component (GO): chromocenter; nucleus
Molecular function (GO): chromatin binding
Source: RefSeq, a predicted model, not a curated record